Brassica napus (rape) is the source of this 930-nucleotide messenger RNA. RefSeq names its product succinate dehydrogenase assembly factor 2, mitochondrial. The transcript has 5 exons. Gene Ontology annotation, biological process: mitochondrial electron transport, succinate to ubiquinone; mitochondrial respiratory chain complex II assembly; protein-FAD linkage. The record is from RefSeq and is a predicted model, not a curated record. Gene Ontology annotation, cellular component: mitochondrion. The coding region runs from base 67 to 693 and encodes 208 amino acids. Lineage: Eukaryota; Viridiplantae; Streptophyta; Magnoliopsida; Brassicales; Brassicaceae.
AACAAUAAAAAGUUAGUUGCCAUCCAGUGUGGUCAAGAGAGGGCCACGGCAAGUGUAGGGCCCAUUAUGAAUCCAUCUGUACUUCACUGCAAAAUUAACUUUGCCUCUACAAUAGAAAACAGAAACAAAAUGGCCAGCCGAAAAGCUCUAAUUAACAUCCACCGUAUCAUCCGCUCCACCGCGGUGGUUAACAGGAGAUCCGUGAUUCCAGCCGCUGCUGCCCGUUCACAUCCUAUUUUCCGAAAUGGAGUUGAUUUUGCGCCGAGAUUCUUCUGCGGGAACACGUCGAGUCCACAGAACUUUGAUAUAGAUCUCUCUAGCGAAGAGAAGAAGAGGAUUACGAUUAACAGAUUGUUGUAUAGGAGCAAGCAACGAGGGUUUCUGGAACUUGAUCUUGUUUUGGGGAACUGGGUUGAAGAGAAUGUCAAUUCCAUGGACGAGAACACCGUCAAAUCCCUUAUUCAUGUCCUCGAUUUGGAAAACCCUGAUCUUUGGAAAUGGUUAACUGGUCAGGAACAACCUCCGGAGAUAGUGAGCUCAAAUCCGGUAUUCUUGGCGUUGCACAAGAAAGUCAUGACGAAUCUGAACAAGCAUGCAGCACCAGAGACGCGUGCAGAAGCUGGACAGCCUUGGGUCAAAGGCUGGGAUGAUUUCAAGAGAGGCCGUGAUGCUCCGAUAUCAGGGAACCAGUAAAAUAAAAUAAAAACACUACUUACGAAAGUAACAAAUUUCCAAAAAGAAAAUACGUUUAUAUAAAAAGUAUCUUUACAUAGAUACCGAGUAGUCUUUACCUUUUACUAUUGUAUGAAUAAAGCGUGAGAGCAUAUAAUGCGUCUCAGAAGUAAGGUUGAGAGAGUGAAUUACAGGAUGUCUUGCUUGUCGAAGUUCUUGAUAUAUAAAUACAGGUAUCAAGGGAUUGCGUUUGUUGAA